Molecule: messenger RNA, 1398 nt
Organism: Closterium sp. Naga37s-1
Lineage: Eukaryota; Viridiplantae; Streptophyta; Zygnematophyceae; Desmidiales; Closteriaceae
Source: the annotation of a GenBank genome assembly
AUGCCGCACAAGCCGACGACUCCCGCCGCAUCUGCCGCCGGAUCUGCCGGCGCAUCAACCGGUGCCGCUUCUUCAUCUUCCCCGGCAGCGCCUGCUGUCGCAGCAAGUACCGCGUCCGGUGGUGGGCCAAACGUAACGGCGGGAGCCGUCGCGACAGGGAGCCGCAGCGCCACGUUACGAACGACGACACCGAACCGUACCACCUCCUCCCCCUCCUCCUCCUCGUCGCCCACGAUCGCGUUUCCGAAUCUCCAGUCGCCCUACUUCCCAUUUGAGGACGCGGAUUUCUUGGAAGCUUUUGAAAGCGCCGCGUCGCGGCAUAUCGAAACGCGUGACGAGGCGCCUCGACAACCGUCGAUUGACGAGCGAGCCUCCGCACUUCGCGGCGGAUUGUCGAAGCCGAGCGAUUCGGAAGAAGCGGCGGCGGGGAGCUACGAUCUGUCGGUUGCCGAACGGGCGGUUCAACUCUCGUGUCGUCUCACGAAGAAGGUUCAGGCGCAGCUGCGGCGCGAAGCGGAAGAUGUAACGCGGUCCAAGCCGGAUAAGUCGUACGUUACUGUAGCAGACUGGGGCGUUCAGGCGGUUGUCAGCUGGGUCCUGAAGCAGGCUUAUCCGGGGGAGGUGGUAUCUAUGAUAGCGGAGGAAGAUACGAAGCAGCUGACGAAUGACGCGGGAAGCACGCUCCUCGCGCGGCUUGUUGGCGUAGUUAACGAGUGCCUUGCCGAGGCGCGCCUGGUCGGUAUUGAGCCGCCGGAGCGCCCGCUAGAGGCACCUGAGCCGGUUGAGAAGGCGAACUCGAACCAAACGUUCACGGCAGGCCUGGCGGACCUCCUCGGAAUCAGUAACGCUCCUCUCCGCGUGUACAGCAUGGCAAAGUACGCUGCUAUCGCCCGCGGCGAUGCCGACAUAUUUAUGAAAUUCGCACGUAACGGUUACCAGGAGAAGGUCUGGGACCACGCUGCAGGGGUGGUGAUUGUGGAGGAGGCGGGCGGCGUGGUAACGGAUGCGGGCGGCAAGCCCUUGGAUUUCACUAGAGGCCGUUUUUUAAGCUCGCUCGACAGAGGGAUCGUGGCGUCGAGCAGCUUGGAACUGCACCAGCAGUUGCUGACGGCCAUUGAUGCAAGCUGGCGAGUGUACCACGGAGGGGAAUUUACCCCACAAGACACCAACACCCUGCUGAUGCUCCAGCAGCAGGAUCUUAUGCAGGUGGAUGUGCCAUGUGGGAACUCCGCAAGGCCUUUUGAGGGUCCCAACCAAGAGCUGCUGUGGCUCCGUCGGCAGAAGCUGUUUCCGUUGCCUGCUGCUGCUUGCGCCUUGCCUGGUCAGAAUGGCCGUGAGGGCUUGCAUGAGGGGCACGCUCAACAGGAGGGCAACAAUGCUGAUUUGGGAUGCUGUUAG